Dothidotthia symphoricarpi CBS 119687 is the source of this 1437-nucleotide messenger RNA. RefSeq lists its product as uncharacterized. The coding region runs from base 1 to 1437 and encodes 478 amino acids. Gene Ontology annotation, cellular component: cytoplasm; nucleus. NCBI's taxonomy places the organism in Eukaryota, Fungi, Ascomycota, Dothideomycetes, Pleosporales, Dothidotthiaceae. The transcript is spliced from 8 exons. The record is from RefSeq and is a predicted model, not a curated record.
AUGACCGACUCUCCCAUAGUGCGCAUUCCGCUGGACCCGAAGGAGCAGCCGAUUCUCGACAAACUGCAAUCAAUACGGACGCAGCUCGAGUUACUAAAGCGUGACCGCACGACAUAUGUUAAGAGCCAGGAUGUUCUCAGUCUGUAUGAUCAAGUCGUUGAACAAGUGAUGGUUUUGAACGAAAUACGGGUAACGAAGCGACUCGAGCAGAAUAAAGUCGAUUAUAUGUUGGACGACUGCUUCCAACUCAUCUCGCUCGCGUACAUGACAGUAGGAAAGAACCAUGAACCUCCAGCGGUAUAUUCAUACAUCUCAACAGCAAAACGUCUCUUGGAUCAUCUAAAGGAAGCUACGUUUUAUUCGUCGCAAGAUCUAGAAGCACUCAAGAAGCAGCUCAGUGACUGCCGGCGCUACGUUGAAAGAGGCAGAGACGCCUACAGCCCCCACCUUCUCACACUACUCGAUGCUCGCAUUCAGGUAUGCGAGGAGACGUUGGCGGAUCUGGAACUCAGCAUAUCAGGGCUUACUCCUGAGCUCACACCGAAAUGGGACAAGUUGGUAUCUAUACUCAGAUCUCUGUCCGCGGCCAAUACCAGAUCGAAGUUCGAUCUCAACGAGGUCAAUGAAUUAUCCGAGCAAUUGGAAAAGGUUCAGGAAGAACUCAAGCCAUUCGGAAUCCGUGCGUUUGAGAGUGAUGGCUCCGCAGAAGAAAAGUUUGCCGAGAUGGUCGACAAGAUGCAACUCGACAUGACCAACUCCGAGCCAGCUCCCGAAGCGAAGAUUCUAAUCGAGAAUCUCCUGCGGCGCAAUCUUCUCUGGGUAACCGUGUGCAAGCAAAGACAAGGUCGAAUAGCGCCCGCGUUCCAAGACACAUACAACAAACUCGCUGCCAUCCGGAACAAGCUCGAAAAACUCACACUCACUCAAGCCUGGUCUCUCCGUGAGACAGAUCUCUGGGAUUUUCAGCGUCAACUUGACCGUAUUGACGAAUCGCGUGUUGACGGCAACUUCCUUGACGCGCUUGGGAGACCCGCGGAUAUCUACGAGCAAAGGAUAUUGCUUUACUUUCUACGAAAGAGCUACGCCGUCAUAUACCAAUUGUUGCUCACAUCGGAACCAGUAUCUGAGGCUCUGCAACCGAUUUACAAUCAGCUGACGACUCUGCGGAAAUGCCUGGUCGAGGUGAAGAAACUGGGUGGUGUCUCUUCCCCGAGAGAGCUGUACCCAUAUAGCAUGAAGCUGAACUCUAUCGACAACAUGCGCGUAGACGGAAAGUUCAUGAUUGGCGACGAAAUCCCCGACGGACAAGGAAGCCUUACACACCUGCUCGAAGAGUGCUUCGAGCUUGCCUACGAACUGAGAAACGACGCCGAGGAUGAAAGCUCUGCCGAACCAACCCCUCAAAGCGAGACUCCAGGCGAAACCGUCCCAGCGUGA